This is a messenger RNA of Motacilla alba alba, 4829 nucleotides long. It is a transcript of the gene SLC66A1, whose product is annotated as solute carrier family 66 member 1. The transcript has 8 exons. The record is from RefSeq and is a predicted model, not a curated record. Bases 487 to 1401 code for a protein of 304 amino acids. Lineage: Eukaryota; Metazoa; Chordata; Aves; Passeriformes; Motacillidae.
CCUCACACGGCGGCCGGCCCCUCACACGGCGGCCGGCCCCUCACACGGCGGCCGGCCCCUCACACGGCGGGCGGGCCCGGGCGCGCCGGGCUCGGGAAAACAGCGGCGGGGAGAGGCAGGGAACCCGCGAGGGGAAUAGCAGCGACUUCGUGAAAAGGCUCGCUGAUUUCACGCUGGGAAAAACUGCCGGUGUCCGGCAACUUCCUGAGAAAGCGGCCGAGGAGCCGCAGGGCCGGGGAGGGCGCCGGGUUUGGGACAGCGUUAAAGGAAAGCCGGCAGGGGUUGCGAGAGCAGCAAAGGAAACUGGGCAGCGUUUGGGACAGCGGCGAGGGAAACCCGGCGGGUGUCUGAGGAGUCGUGGAUUUGCAAAGAAAAACAGCCCAAGUUUCAAAAAGAGCAGGUUUUCAAGGAAAAAUACAGUUCCGAACUGCGUCGGUGAAGAGGCGAGUGCCGGUGCUGCGAGGACAGCGUUAUCCCAGCGGUUCCAUGGCUGCGCGGCGCUGGAGGGGUCUCCCCUCUGGGAAUUUCUCUGAUUGUCCCAAUGGCUCCCGCUGGAUCAUGGAUGUGUUCAAUGAGUGUGCCCAGGACAGCAGGGAUGUCGCCAGCAUCGUCCUGGGGCUGGGCUCCAUCGGCUGCUUCAUCGCCGCCGCCUUCCCGCAGUUCUACCAGGCCUGCAGAACGGGCAUCAUGGACCAGGCUCUCUCCAUCUAUUUCCUGCUGGGAUGGCUGGGCGGAGACCUCCUCAACCUCAUCGGUUCCUUCCUGGCUGAUCAGCUGCCCCUGCAGGUGUACACGGCCAUUUACUACGUGCUGGCAGACCUGGCCAUGCUCUCCCUCUACUGCUACUACCGGGUGAAGAACGGGGGCAGAGCGUUCCCUGCUCCCAUCAAUGCAGCUUUUGUGUUCCUCUCGGUGGGGUCCCUGUCCAGCCUCUCCCUCCUGGGCAGUGCCAGCACCGAGGCUCCAGGGACUUUCAAAGGGAGGUCUCUGCUGUCAACUCCUGGGGGUGAGCUUGGACCAAAGCCUUUCUCCAGGACUGAAAUCAUUGGAUUUACCAUCGGUUCCAUCUCCUCCGUGCUCUACCUGUGCUCCCGAGUGCCCCAGAUCUGCACCAACUACAAGAGGAAAUCCACCAGUGGGGUCUCCUACUCUCUCUUUGCCCUGGUGAUGCUGGGGAAUUCCCUGUACGGCCUCAGUGUCCUCCUGAAGAACCCGGAGCCAGGCCAGGGCCAAGGUGACUACAUCCUGCACCACCUGCCCUGGCUCGUGGGCAGCCUGGGCGUGCUGGCCCUCGACGUGGUUAUCUCCUUCCAGUUCCUGGCCUAUCGGAAAGGCCGGCCUGGCACGCUCGAGGAGAGGGGUGCUCUGCUGGGGGAGCCGGAUGAGAGCCCAGAGAGCUGACAGAGGGACCUGCCCUGCAGGGAGAGGAGGAGGAGGAUGCACGUGAGGAAGGUGGCGUUAGGGCUGGGCAGACCAGCCCCUCCAUCCUGGUGGCUCCUGGCAGAAGAGGUCCAAGCCCAGGGGGGACACAUUGUGCUGCCAAGGUGGUGGCAGAGAACGCUGCUGGGACACCUGGUGCCUCUUUGAUACCAAUGAUGCUUUCAGGACAAAAGGGAAUUUUUGGAUACCUCAGUUGCUCUUUGCUGCUCCGGUGCCCCACAGCUGAGCCUGGUCACUGCUGCACCUGCCAAGGGCGAUCUGGAACUUCCUUGGUGCUGAAAAACGUGGGGAGAGGACAGGGUGACUGACCUGCCACAGACAUGAGCACCCUGUGACCUCACAACUGCCCCCUCAGCUUCUUCUGGAAGACAGACAGGGCUGGAUCCAGUGGGGAAGGAGCAGCAGAACCGAAGUGUUCCAUCCACACCUAUUUUAAUUAGCACGGCUCACCCAUCUAUAAAACAUGUCCUUCCCCACCUGCCUCCCUUGGUUUCAUUUUGCUGCUUUACUUGGCAGCUCCUGCCUCUUUCCUAAUGAGUCUCACAGUCCCAUUUCUCUGACUUCUCAUUUUUUGCCUCACCCAUGUUUUAAUUGCAUGGAUUCCUUGGGGAAGUUGCUCCAUUGCUGUUCCCCAGCAGAAGAGCUGCCUCUCUGCUCACUCUGGUUUUCAGUUCCUGCCCUCUAUCUUUGAUGAAUUUAUCCUCAACCUGACAAAUUUAUCCUCAACCUGACAAAUUUAUCCUCUGUCUGAUGAAUUUAUCCUCAGUCUGAUUAAUUUAUCCUCAACCUGUUGAGUUUAUCCCCAGCUGGCACUGCUGAGUUUGCUGCAACACUGCUGAGUUUAUCCCCCUCUGGGGCCCUGCACUCAGCACAGCGCUCCUCGAGCAGGGAAGGACAGGAAGCAGGGCUGGGCUGGGAAAAGCUGUGUCCCCAGCAGGACAGAGGGGAGGUGUAGCCCGGCUCCCUCCCCUGGGCUGAGCUCUUCCUGCUGGGGAUCAGCAGCUCAGUCUCCCUGGGAAAAUGAGGAAAACCAACCAAAGCUUGGAGACCCUUCAGGAAAGACUAUCACAGCUUGGCCUUGUGAAAACAAGAGCUUCCCUUUUCCUGCAGCUCCUAUCAGCUCUUCAUUUUGCUUCCCUUUCCCCUCUCCAGCUCCCUUCCUGAUACCAGCAUGUCCCUUUUGGCUUUAGCUCCAUUCUCAUUGAUUUAUGAUUCCUCAGCCAGUCCCUGCCCUUUGUCCUUCCCAAGGAAGUUACUCUGCUUUGUCCUCACAUUGAGGACACCAAUCCAUGGAUCUCACAUUAAAUGGGAUUCCAACUGCUCAGUGCCCACCAAGCUGCAGCAGCAGGCUCCUGGAAACACAAGCUGGGCCAGUUCUUGGGCCUGACCCAGCUGUCUUCAGAAAGGAGAUGUGUUUUUCAGUCUCUCUGAGCCCCUUGCACCAAGUGAGUGAGUUUUUACUGGAUUAAUUAACAAUUCUGCCCUCCAAACUCACAGGCAAAGGGGCUGCUCACCUCAUCCUGAAGCAGCAGCCUUUCCUGUCCUGUCUUUCCCUGGGAAUUGUAGAACAAUUCAUAUCCUGGUUUAAUCCAAAUCAUGAGCAAAUCCCUCCUCUGUGCCACUCACAACACCGAAUAAUUGUAACAUACUGACUUAUCCUAAAUCUGGACAAAGAACCUCUGCUGUGAGGAGGAGAGCAUGGAUAGAUCUCUGUAUGUGGAGUGUCACACGUCUGUCCCCACACGGGCACCCGAAGCACGCGUUGGGUACAAAGCUGAUUUACUCUGCCUUUCCUUGGGCUGGGCAGCAUGGAGCAAGGCGAGCAGCUGCACCCAGAGCUUCCACACCCACUGCCACCUCGGGGUGGCUGGAAUUCCUGAGGCUCUCCGAGGUUCCCAUCCCUCCACGUCGCUGCUGCAGCCCUGUCCCCAUGUUCAGGAUUUCGCAGAGGCAAAUGUUAAAGCAGAAAAGGCUGAGCAGGAACAACCUCCCCUGAGGGAGAGGAUAACCGAAAACCUCACCAGGAGUCUCCCCGUCCCCAGGCUCCAGCGCUCACACAAACAUCUCCAGCUUCAGGAAAGGUUUGUGUUGGGACAGACCUGUGAGACAACAGCCAAAUGCCAGUGUUCCCUGGGGGCUCCCAGCCUUUCCCAGCCCGUGUCCCACAGGAGCCCCUGCAGGCUCUGGGUGAGCUCUGGCCACGUGCGGGAGUCUGGCUGGGGCACAGCUCGUGGUACAAAACCAAAGUGGAGCACGUUAAUUAAUCAGUGUUAAUGCCAACAGUCCCCACUUGCAGAGGGGCAGUUCCCAGAGCCAGGGGCAGGAAGAGCCCAGCAGAUCUUUCUGUGCUUCCCCAGGAUUAGGUUUGGUACAACCACAGCGUGCAGCAGGCAGGGACCCCAAAGCUGGGCCAGGUCCCUCUGCCCGCCAAGGGCUCAGGAGGGGACGCUGGGGGAAGGUCACAGGUGAUGCAGGGAACCACCCACCCCAGCACAGCCCUCUGCCCAGGGCUGGACACGCGAGCCCCCAGGCUACUUCAGCACAGCCAGCAGAGCCGGGCAGACCCUUCUCCCCUGGAUACACCUGCAUAUCCGUGUGCUGGAUGCCUGGAGCAUCAGUCCUGCACCUUGCAAGGGCCACAGAGUGAGUAACACAAGGCAAAGAGCAGAGGGACAUCACACCCCCUUCCAGACAAACAUUUCUGGAUGUGGACAAAAAACCCCCAAGUAACCCUGCAAGGAAGGAAAGAGAAACAAGGAGGACACGAUCACACAAACAUCUUCCUGGGAUUUUUUUUUUUGUUGUUUUUAUUGUUUUAGUAUUUUUUUUCUUUUCUUUUUUUUCCAUUUUUAGUAUGGAGGCUCAAGUAUCAGAUGUAGAUUCAAUUUAAGCUUUACAAAAAAAACAAAAAAUCAAAACAAAAACCCCUUUUGCAUUCCAUAAAAAUCGACAGAAAAGCGCCUUGGAACCAGGCUAUAGAAGAGCAGAACUUUCAGCAGGUCUUGAAAUCACCAUCUCCUGCACAUCUGGGUUACUCAGUAUUGUACAAGCCCAAGGAACAGCCUCUCUUCCCUCCCUCCCUCCAGCCAGCCCCUGUGCCCAGCCCCCAAACAUACGUGGAAUAGAUUAUUUUUCUUUUUUUUUUUUUUUUUGUUUUUCCAGUUCUUCCUCUUUCACACACCACAGUAUUUAAUAAAUUUUUGUUUUACAUUUUUUACACCAAUGUAACAAAAGGCAGGAGGGGUGAGGGAGGAAAAGACAAACAAUGAUCUGUGGUGAUGAUAUAAAUGGGGGAGGGUGGGAAGGGGGGGGAGAAAAAAGUAAUACAUGGACUUCUACAGAAAUAUAGCCUAAGGUCUCAAUAGUAAAAUGUGGUGCAAAGUAGGCCU